This is a messenger RNA of Lasiosphaeria miniovina, 1134 nucleotides long. RefSeq lists its product as uncharacterized. The record is from RefSeq and is a predicted model, not a curated record. NCBI's taxonomy places the organism in Eukaryota, Fungi, Ascomycota, Sordariomycetes, Sordariales, Lasiosphaeriaceae. The transcript has 3 exons. The coding region runs from base 1 to 1134 and encodes 377 amino acids.
AUGACAACCGCCACGAGGGCCGAGGCCAAGCACGACAAUCGCCCCGAGGGCGAGAGUGCGCCCGUGGAGUCCCAUGCACAGCCUGGAUCCAAGCACAAGCCUGAACCUGAAGGCGAUGAUUCGCCCCAGGCCAAGCGUGCCAAAAAGUCCGAGGCGGCGAAGGAACAGGCCGAAGAGAUUGAGAAGAGUGAGAGAGAAAUCGAGAGUCCUUCUGCCGGCGACUCGGGCUCUGGCCCUGAAGCCGAGUCCGGCACGGCCGUUGAGCGCCACGGCCGAGAGGGCUUCGACUCUGCAGUGCUGCCCGGAAUUCUCGAGAAGGGCGUCAUCCACUUCUUCUUCCGCGGACCCGUAGGCAUCGACGAGCCGUCCAGCGUCGACGACGUCGCGCGGAGCUACAUAAUCCUGCAGCCCUUCGCCAAAGACGCCAACCUCGGCAGCGUCAUCAUUGGCGACGCCGCCGACAGCCGCCUGGUGGCCAUUUACAGAAAGGUGCUGCCCCAGAACGGCCGGGACCGUUGGAUCGCCUUUGUCGAGAAGUCGGGCGUCUCCUUCAAGCAGCUCAAGGAAGACUUCCUCGCGUCGUCCGACUACGACACCAAGACGGCAGGCACCCGGCACACGCCCGCCGCGGCCCCCAUCGGCGAGGGCGUCUACGUCAUCACCACCACGGGCCGCGAGAGCAUCCUGGCCUACGUGCUGACGCUGCCCGACAAGCUCGGCGAGGCCCAGACCACGAUGGGCCUCAAGAGCCAAGACAGCUUCCUCCUCAGCACCAAAAACCCCGAAUACCCCGUCCCGGCCAACACACGGCUGCCCGAGACCCCCAACUUUCCCAAGGAGGUGCAGGAAGAAUUCCGGUCGCUGCGCUGGAUGCCGACGCAGCCUAAGCACCUCGACUACGCCAACACGCAGUUCCUGCUCCUCGGCAAGUCGUCGGUGACCGACAAGGCGCUCGAGCCGCAGGGCGACGACGGGGAAGCGGGCGCUGAGAAGCCGGCAGACGAGCUGGAGAAACUCGAGGCGGAGGACGAGGAGCGCAUGGCGGCGGGCCUGGAUGGCGACGACGCGAGCCGCGUCUUUGCCGACCUGCAGGCCCAGGCGGGUGACUACCCCAAGCUGCAGACCAAGGUUUGA